Messenger RNA from Nomia melanderi (Alkali bee), 2954 nucleotides. It is a transcript of the gene fzr, whose product is annotated as fizzy and cell division cycle 20 related. Gene Ontology annotation, molecular function: protein binding; anaphase-promoting complex binding; ubiquitin ligase activator activity. Lineage: Eukaryota; Metazoa; Arthropoda; Insecta; Hymenoptera; Halictidae. Gene Ontology annotation, biological process: positive regulation of ubiquitin protein ligase activity; positive regulation of anaphase-promoting complex-dependent catabolic process; anaphase-promoting complex-dependent catabolic process. The record is from RefSeq and is a predicted model, not a curated record. Gene Ontology annotation, cellular component: anaphase-promoting complex.
CCAUCUGUUUUUCAAAGCCUACCCUUCGUACUAGCUUCGAACUGAGCGUUUCGAUUGGAGAAUCACGUUCGUCCUUUCUUACUAUUUCCGCAUUGAAAAUUUUCCAAGUUGACGUUGAAUAGCGACUAACUAGCCUAAUUUGGUUGAUUUUCCUUGUACACAAUGUUCCAUCAUAAAUAUGACAAUAGACGAGCAAUUUAAGUGAUUCAUAGAAAAAAUAUACUUGUAAGAUACAUAAUUAUGUGACUAAAUGUGAGAGAUUGUAGUGUAAAAAAAAAUGUUUCAUCACGAAUAUGAGAAACGGCUGUUGAAGUCGAACAGCGAGAGCCAUAUAGAUAAUCUGGCAGGUUCCGGACUCUAUACAUCAGCAUACUUUUCACCAACUAAAAUGGUGAAUAAUAGUUUUGAUCGAUUUAUACCAACAAGAUCUGGCAAUAAUUGGCAGACAACAUUUUCAAUGAUAUCAGAAAACAAUCGAAAUGGCAUAGUCACAAAAAAAGCUCGUGAGAAUGGGGAAGGUAGUCGUGAUGGUAUUGCCUAUUCCUGCCUUUUGAAAAAUGAAUUACUUGGAGCAACUAUAGAAGAUGUAAAAGGACAAUGUGAAGAACGCAGAGUACUUUCACCACUAGUUACCAAAAAUCUUUUUAAAUAUACAACACCCACAAAAGAUCAUACAUUAUUAGAUCAGAGUUUACCUUAUUCUCUAUCACCACUGAGCGCUAAAAGCCAGAAACUUUUAAAAUCUCCUAGGAAGGCAACUAGAAAGAUUUCAAGAAUACCUUUUAAAGUACUCGAUGCUCCAGAAUUACAAGAUGAUUUUUAUUUAAAUCUUGUUGAUUGGUCAUCUCAAAAUGUUCUCAGUGUUGGUUUAGGUAGCUGUGUCUAUUUAUGGUCUGCAUGUACAAGUCAGGUGACUAGAUUGUGUGAUCUGACUAGCGAUGGAAAUAGUGUAACAUCAGUUGCUUGGAAUGAGAGAGGAAAUUUAGUUGCAGUUGGCACUCACCUAGGCUACAUCCAAGUCUGGGAUGUAGCUGUAAGCAAACAAGUAAGCAAGUUGCAAGGACACAGUGCAAGAGUUGGAGCGCUAGCUUGGAAUGGUGAAGUUUUAUCAUCUGGCAGCAGAGACAGGUUAAUAUUACAAAGAGAUGUUAGAACUCCUAGUGUCGUUAAUGAAAGACGUUUAGGAGCACACAGACAAGAAGUCUGUGGACUUAAAUGGUCUCCAGAUAAUCAAUAUUUAGCCUCUGGUGGUAAUGACAAUCGACUUUACGUAUGGAACCUACAUUCCCUUUCACCCAUACAAACUUACACAGAACAUCUAGCAGCCGUUAAAGCUAUUGCAUGGUCUCCUCAUCAUCAUGGCCUAUUAGCUUCUGGAGGAGGAACAGCUGAUAGGUGCAUCAGAUUUUGGAACACGUUAACUGGUCAACCGAUGCAAUGUGUUGACACUGGAUCCCAAGUUUGUAAUUUAGCUUGGAGUAAACAUAGUUCAGAACUAGUCAGUACACAUGGCUACUCUCAAAAUCAAAUUUUGGUUUGGAAGUACCCUAGUUUAACACAAGUCGCAAAAUUAACUGGACAUUCAUACAGAGUGUUGUAUUUAGCAAUGUCACCGGAUGGUGAAGCUAUUGUAACUGGUGCCGGUGAUGAAACCUUACGUUUUUGGAAUGUGUUUAGUAAAGCACGCAGUCAAAAAGAAAAUAAGUCUGUAUUGAAUCUUUUCACUAGUAUUCGAUAAAUAUGAUAAAUUUCUGUAAAAGGACAAUGGUUUUAUGUAUAACAUACAUAUAUUUUAUGUAUAAUACAUAUUGAGUGCAAGUGCAUAUGUGUGCAAGCACACAUGACACACUAUAUACACAAAACACAUACGCGUAUAUAUAUAUAUACACACUACAAAUGCACGAAUAUAGUAUUUUAAAAAAUUAUAAAGUAUGCAAUAUAUAUCUAUAGAUAAUUUACAAAUAAGAAUUGGUGAAAUUUAUAGAUUAAGUUUAUAAAUGCACAAUUUACAUUUAUAGAAUCCUAUGUGCAAUAAGUUAUUAUUUGUAGAGGAUAAAUAUGCCCUUAUAAGGAGAAUUAAAAACAAUAUUAUUUUUAUAUAUUUUUUUAUAUAAAUAUUUUUAUACACAACAUACUCGUAUUUCGUAACAGUUUAUAGGAAGUCUGAUAAAUACAGUAUAUACUUUUAUGAAAUAUUUUCUUUCAUGUUUUAUUUUGAUUGUAUUGCAUUGAUUAACUAAAGAAAACGACAAAUUGUAUAUUUAUAUUGUUUUUACUGUAACAAAAUUAAUGAAAUGUCAUAUGUCAGUAUAUUUAAUGCAAUAAUAUUAUUGUACAGUGCUGUUCAUGAAUUAUGAAUAACUUCAUUUACUCUGUUUCCAUUUACUACAUAAGUAUGUUUGCCUUAAAUGUAACGAUGCCUGCAACAGAGAUUGAGAAAGAAACGAAUUAAAAAUUUUUAUUCAUGAGAAGCACUAAUAAAAUUCCUUUCAAGGGCGUAUUAUUCUUUUUAUGUAAGAUUUCAAAACAUUUAGUCACUGUCUAAUACAGGCUGAUUCAAUUUCAAAAUGAUCAUGCAAAUCCUUAAAGACUAUUUUUUUUAACUCUUGUAAGCACAUUAACUUCUUAAGAGUUAGAAUAUUUCUUUUUCUAAGCAAUUUGUAUUAUUUUAUAUUUUACAAUAAGUAAAGUGUACAAAUAAUUUGAAAUAUGACUUAUAAAAUAAAUUCCUUUAUUUAUGUAGAAAUAAAAAUAAUAUAUUCACAUUUUUAAUUAUACAUUUAAAAAAUUGAUGCUGUAAUUAAUAAAAAUAAUGUGCAAGUUCUUGUAAACUAAAGUCUAAAAUUUAUAUUGAUGUAACUAAAUAUAACUAAUUUAUAGUUCACAAAAUUAUGUACAAUUUAUUUUUCAAAAAUUUUUAAACUUCUAAAUCAUGUAGAAAAUAAAUAUAUUCU